Molecule: messenger RNA, 728 nt
Organism: Linum tenue
Lineage: Eukaryota; Viridiplantae; Streptophyta; Magnoliopsida; Malpighiales; Linaceae
Source: the annotation of a GenBank genome assembly
UUUUUUCCAGCAUGUGCUCUGCUGUUUCAAGUUUCUUUCAGAAAGAAUCUCAUUGAGUUUGUCUAGAGCGUAGGUUUUCCCAUGUCAUGGUGCCGCUUUUGCAUUUCACAUACUAUGGUAACCCUUUGCAUUUCACAGUACAAUUUGGUUUUUGCCAGCAAUUAGCUCUUAUUUUCCUUCUGGUUGACUGGAUAACUUUUGUUUUUGAAACACACUUUAUAGUGAGCGGACCUUUGCCGAUCAAACUGUUUGAAUGUUCUUUUUCAGGUGAAUUACAUGAAUGUUCUAAGUUGUCUAUGUUUUCUUUGUUUCUUCUCAACUCGCUCUUGCCCGUGAAUUGCAGUUGUUGCCUACAGAUGUACAAUUCCAGAGAUAGAAGCAUAGAGCAACACAAAUUUGUGCUUUCUUCGUCUGGAAUCAAGCUAAUUUGGUUAGACAGAUUAUAUCCAAAAUACAUAGACAGACACGCGUUAUGUUUUUUGGUCCGCUGGAGCCUGGAGCAGAGUUGACAGGCUGCACCAACUGUGGUACAGGAGAACAGAAAGGGAAGUCCGACUUUAAUAAAGCUUUACUUAGCAGCAGGAAUACGCUAGCGCCUCUCAAUGUAGCCUGAUGGGAGCCACCCUGAUUUCCCUUUGCACAAGCUACAGUCGUGCUAUUAGCUUGACAACUUCAAAGUGUAGUUAUGUUUAGCUCCAGUUGACCUUUUCUAUUGUUAUUGCACAGGG